Molecule: messenger RNA, 901 nt
Organism: Pyricularia oryzae 70-15
Lineage: Eukaryota; Fungi; Ascomycota; Sordariomycetes; Magnaporthales; Pyriculariaceae
Exons: 3
Coding region: 1-810 (269 amino acids)
Source: RefSeq, a predicted model, not a curated record
AUGGAAUUGCAGCAGAAGGAUGUGGAACACAUCGACAUCGAUCCGGACGGCGACGUCCUACUGGUUCUCAAGGCACCAUGCACGAUUGAAAGCACUUCCACCUCGGCCGAUAGCAGUGGCACGAGUGGUAGUCGAAGCAAUGACGAUGAUACAGCUGGGAGCCAGAAUAACGACGGCGAUAGUAGUGACAAACAAGACAAGGACGACCACCCCUCGGAAAAAAAGCGUCGAGAUCCUUAUGGGGUCGUGUACCGCCUGGCGUUACCUGAGGACAACACCGAUGCCACUCUGCUUUUCUGCAAAAUUGUACACUUCAAGUCGGACAUCUCAACACCGAAUCUAGAGCUCAUGGAGCAGCUUGCUGUGCUUUGCGACAAGUACAAGUGUCAUCACAUUCUACGUUUCCUCGGAAGCAUGUGGCUGAACGAACAUCGGCGCAAUUUACAGCUGGAAUCUUCGAGGAGCCGAACUUGUCAACAAUUGGGCCGCCUGUUUAUCUUUGCGUACGUUGCGGACAUGGCGCAAGAGUUCAACGAGCUCGCCUGGGAACUUUUGCUACACAAUACUGGCGGAAUCAACUCAUACAAUAGUUGUGUGCUAUUUUUGAUUGACCAUCCUCUGGUGCCCAAAAAGGUCAUCACUUACCUUGACAAGCGGCGCACACAAAUAGCGAGGGAAUAUUUCGACGCAAUGUAUGGGCCUUUUAACAGAAAAGAAUGGCCUCACGCCGGGACUGGCUGUGACCAUGGCGAACACAAAUUACAGGGCUACAUUCGCCUUAUGAAUGACAAGAAGUGGUUUGAGAGCUAGGAGCUCUUUAUUAGCCACAACUUCCAUCAUUUAUGGUCCAUUGAACCUACUUUGCGAGCGGCUACCAAUGGAUACAUAGACCAAAACUCGG